AUUAUGAAAAACCAGAGUUUUGUAACUGAGUUCAUACUUCUGGGACUGUCACAGAACUCCAAAGUCCAGAAAAUUGUAUUUGCUGUAUUUUUGUUGGUCUACCUUGCUACUGUUGGAGGCAACAUGCUGAUUGUGGUGACCAUCGUCCACAGCCCUGACAUGCUGGGCUCCCCCAUGUACUUCUUCUUGGCUUUCUUGUCCUUCCUGGAUGCAUGUUUCUCUUCUGUCAUCACACCAAAGAUGCUUUCAGAUUCUCUCUGUGAAAUUAAGACCAUCUCCUUUGAAGGGUGCAUGACACAGAUCUUUGCUGAACACUUCUUUGCUGCAGUUGAAGUGAUUGUCCUGACAGCCAUGGCCUAUGACCGCUAUGUGGCCAUUUGCAAGCCCCUGCACUACUCAUCCAUCAUGAACAGGAGACUCUGUGGCACUCUGGUGGGAGUGGCCUGGGCAGGGGGCUUCUUGCACUCUGCCAUACAGAUUAUCUUCACUUUGCAGCUGCCGUUCUGUGGACCCAAUGUCAUUGACCAUUUCAUGUGUGACUUGUUUCCGUUGCUGGAGCUUGCCUGCACUGACACUUACAUCUAUGGCCUCUUAGUGUUUGCCAACAGUGGGUCUAUCUGCAUCAUAAUCUUCUGUAUGUUGCUUGUCUCCUACGUUGCCAUCUUGUUUGCUCUAAGAAGUCACAAUUCUGAGGGUCAAUGGAAAGUUCUCUCCACCUGUGGAUCCCACAUUGCUGUUGUGGUUUUGUUUUUUGUCCCCUGCAUAUUUAUAUAUGCUCGACCUCCAUCUGCUUUCUACUUUGAUAAAACGGUCACAAUAUUUUACACCAUCUUAACUCCCUUACUGAAUCCUGUGAUUUAUACUUUUAGAAACAAGGACAUGAAAAAUGCGAUGAGAAGAAUGUGGAAGAAAUUGGUUUUGGUUUCUGAAGGAAAAUAG
Messenger RNA from Nannospalax galili (Upper Galilee mountains blind mole rat), 939 nucleotides. RefSeq names its product olfactory receptor 4C15-like. NCBI's taxonomy places the organism in Eukaryota, Metazoa, Chordata, Mammalia, Rodentia, Spalacidae. Bases 4 to 939 code for a protein of 311 amino acids. Gene Ontology annotation, cellular component: membrane. The record is from RefSeq and is a predicted model, not a curated record. Gene Ontology annotation, biological process: G protein-coupled receptor signaling pathway. The transcript has a single exon. Gene Ontology annotation, molecular function: olfactory receptor activity; G protein-coupled receptor activity.